AUGGACAGUGACUCCCAUGCGUUGUUUGGUGGCUGGGGGUUAGCACUGACCUCGCAGCAGCAGCAGCAGCAGCAGAACAGCAGCGACUCGCAGCUUCGACAGGCUUCUGGCUUCCCCUGCUCUAUUGCCUCCUUGUUUGAAGACGCAUCGCAGACACAGCAGCAACAGCAGCAGCAGCAGCCGCCCCCGCAUCAGCAGCAACAGCAAGCUGACCAGCACCCUCCUUCUCCUUCAUCUCCUCCAGCAGAACCACGAUUCUUCUUGGAAUAUGUGGUCCUCGAAAACUUCAAGUCCUACAGCGGCCGACAUGUAUUGGGCCCCCUGCAGAGCAGCGUCGCCAUCAUAGGAGCGAACGGAUCUGGUAAAAGCAACAUUGCGGAUGCAAUAUGCUUUGGUCUUGGGGUAACAGGCCGCAGUCUGCGCAGCAACGCCCUGAUGGAUCUUCGUCACACAGCGGGAGAGGAGGGGGGCAGCCCACCCACUGCAGUGUCUCUGCAUUUCCGCCGCCGUGCGUCCCAAGGCACGGAGGGGGAGGUUCUUGUGCUACAGCGUCAGAUCACCAGCGGCAGCUCCGGCAGCAGCAGCAGUAUUUACAGUGUAGAUGAUAAGCGGGUGACUGCAGAAGAAUACCGUCGGAUCCUUGGAGAAAGGCUCUCUCUUGGGCCUCAUACAAUAGCGGCCUCUAUGUUGCUACAGGUAGUACGAAGUGGUGAUUCGUCGGUGACGGCUGCGGCGAGGAACCCGCUUGAGCUUACACGACUAAUCGAGCGCGUCGGUAGCAGCGAGGACUGGCCCGAGCAGUUCGCUGCGGCUGAAGCUCGAGCGGCGACUUUGCGCAGAGAGGCACGCGCAGCCUUCAGCAGCAAGCAGCAGUUGCUCGCGUCCUUGCGAGUCUUACAGGCGCAGAAGAAGGAAGUAAACAUGUACAAGGAGUUACAGGAGAAACUCUCGCUCUUGCUGCAACUCUUUGUCGUGGAUCGCCGUGCAGCGCAGCUGCACGAGCUGGAAACUGCCGAGACAGCACGAGCUGGAACCCUUCUGCUUGAGCUGCAGCAAAAGCUGCAGCAAGCCGAAACAGCCGAUCAAAAGCGAAUACGCGUCUCCUUGCAGUUAGAGCAGCGAAAAACCCUCACAAAGAAACAGGCAAUCAAGACCAGCCUUGUGCGUGCGGAGAUGGUCGAAUGUCUUGAGAGACUACGUUUCGCGGAGCAACAGCAGCAGCAGCAAGAGCAUAAGCUGCUGCAGAAGCAGCAGGAGUGCAGCAAGCUGCGAGAUCUGGAAAAUGAACUUUCUGCCGAAGUUAUCCGGCUGUCAGACGAGCAGCACCGUAUCAAGGACGAUGUGGAAGCGAAGCAAAAGUUUUUGCGGCAGAAGCUAUCGCAGGAGCAGCAAGCCAAUUUGCUGCAGCUGCAGCAGGUAGCAAGCGGCAGACUCGCCGAACUCAAGCAGCAGCUUGCCACCAAGAAGCCGCUUUUGCAGCAAGCCACGAGCGCCCUUGACAUCCUCGAGAGAGAGUGCGUAGAACUUGAACGACGUAUAGCCUGUUUUCGAGAACUGGGAGUACGUAACUGGUGCCUUGCGCAGAGCGAGGCGCAGCAGAAACAAACGGCUGCUGCAGAAACGCUUCAGCGGCUCCUGAAGGAAGCUGCUGGUGUCAAGGAGGCUAUGGCAGAAGCCCAUGAGCAAACCAGAACAAGCGCAGCUCGCCGUGAGGAACUCUUGAGGCUCCAGAAGGAUUUGCAGGAGCAGUUGGCUCUCGUGCGAGGCUUGCAACACGAUUCGAAUCAGCAUCAGCAGCUUUUGCAAGUCUAUGAAGAUCUGCGCACGAAGGCGAUGCUGCAAGAUUCGUUGUAUGGUACUGCGGGAGAGUGUUGCAGCCCCUCGAACAAGCGAUUCGCGCUUGCAGUUGCUGCAGCUGUCGGCCGAUGGAGAAACGCACUCGUAGUGAAGAAUGUUGCAACUGCCAACGCAGCCAUUCAACAUCUGAGAUCCAACCGCCUUCAAGCAGUGGACUUUCUGCCGCUGGAUAGACUGCGGGAGAGACGAUCGCGCUGCAGCAGCGAUGAACAGCCGGAAAUCUCCAGUGAAGGGGGCGCCUUCUUUGAGCCUCCAAACUGCGACAGUUUACCUCCACAGUGUCGGUGGGCUGUGGACUGUGUGGCAUGCGACUCUGAGCUGAGAGCUGUUGUUGAGUUCGUCUUGUCUGACUGCAUCGUUGUUCCCUCCCUCAUUGUUGCCCAGCAGCUAAAGGCAACACCUGCCUUCAGCAAGUUUAGGUUUGUUUCGCUGGAGGGAGAACGAUUGCAGCACAGCGGAGUUUACGCCAUCGACUCUGGUGCGGCAACAGCGGCUAUCCCCAACGCCACAGGCCGAAUGCAUGCCCUUCAGCAUGACGAACUCUUGCGCAGAGCAGAGGAAAUCCACAAGGAGCUUCACAAGAUUGAUAUUCUCGAGAGCGGUGGAUCGGAGAUUUCUCAGAGGCGGCAGCAGCAGCUAGACAGAUUGCACAGGUUAGCGCUCCAGCAGCAAACCAAGCAGAAAGCGUGGGAGCAACAACAAGAGCAGCAGGAGCAACAGCUGCAGCAGCUGUUGCAGCAGCACGCCCAACUGAGGGAGCGAUGCGACAUCCAAAAGCAGCGUGCAGCAACCCUCGCAAAAGAAGUUGAGGAGCUGCAAGAGGCUUCCGCCGAUGCGCAGGCAGCCGCGAUGGCCAGGCUUUCCAAGGAGCUUAAACUGUCGCAGGCAGAGUUGCGCGAUCUUCUGCUGGAGCGAGAGCAGCAGCAACAGCAGCGAAGCCUUGCUGCGAAGCUUCACGUGCAGCAGCUGCGGCUCGAGGCGGAGCUGAAGGACUGCCGUAACCGUCUGCAGGAUGCCACGGAGACAGCAGAGGCUGCAGGUGCAGAGCUCAAACAGCAGAACCUACGUGACAGCCUGACGCAGCAGCUCGCCAAAUACGAGCAGCAGCUGGAAGCCGCAGAGCAGCAGCACCACGAGAGGGUCGAGCAGCAGACGCAGCAGCAAAAGGCUUUGCAGGAAGUAGAGGGGCAGCUGCAGCAACUGAGAGACGAUUCGGAUCGAUUGCUGCGGGAGAAGGCAGCAGCAACGGCAGCAGCAGUCGCAGCGAAGCAGCAACAGCAGCAACAGUAUGCAGAAGCGGUUCAUGUAUUGAGGCAGGCUGAUGCACUUGGCGUAGAGCUGCCCUUGCAGCGUGGAUCGUGGUCCGAUGUACAACAGUUUCUCUCUGCAUCCGAAGCCUCGCACCAGCCAGACAGCUUUUCCAGCCUCAGCGCUUUCUUUUCGAUGGACUGGAACGCCCUCCCCUCCAACCUUCGGCAGCCUGCAGCAGCAGCAACAGCAGCUGCAGGAGCAACUACGCGAGCUGAAUCCGAAUUUCAAGGUCGAUCAGAAGCUCGAGGAAGUGAAGACACAGCUCCAGCAGCAAGAGGAGGCUCAGCAGUCGCAGCGUCUUGCGGCAACACAAGCAGAAGAUGA
Cyclospora cayetanensis is the source of this 3492-nucleotide messenger RNA. Its product is annotated as structural maintenance of chromosomes protein 1A. Gene Ontology annotation, cellular component: chromosome. Lineage: Eukaryota; Apicomplexa; Conoidasida; Eucoccidiorida; Eimeriidae. Gene Ontology annotation, molecular function: protein binding; ATP binding. Gene Ontology annotation, biological process: chromosome organization. The coding region runs from base 1 to 3492 and encodes 1163 amino acids. The record is from RefSeq and is a predicted model, not a curated record. The transcript is spliced from 17 exons.